Messenger RNA from Gordionus sp. m RMFG-2023, 4707 nucleotides. RefSeq lists its product as uncharacterized. Gene Ontology annotation, molecular function: structural constituent of nuclear pore. Lineage: Eukaryota; Metazoa; Nematomorpha; Gordioida; Chordodea; Parachordodidae. Gene Ontology annotation, cellular component: nuclear pore. The record is from RefSeq and is a predicted model, not a curated record. The transcript has 23 exons. The coding region runs from base 27 to 4559 and encodes 1510 amino acids.
ACAAUUCUAUUUUAUCAAUUUGUUUAAUGAACAACGGGAAAUUAAGAUCAAUAUAUAUCAAAAAUAUUGCAAAUUUAUUUGAUAAUAAAGAUGAAAUAUUUAAUCCAGCAAUUAAAGAAAUCAAUUCAGUUUCCUUGGUUAAGAAAAUAUUUUCGGGACUUUUGCCAUUUGAAUUUGCAAAACAUCCAUUUAAUAAACCGCUCUCUUUGGAAUGCUUUUAUUAUGAUGACAAAGCAUUAAUUACUACUAUUGAAAAUGAUCUCAAAAUAACUGUUGGGAUAUUGGAGAAUGACCAUACCCAGCUCGAUAAGCACACCUUCGAAAUAGCUGAUUAUUUACCCUUUCCCAUACCUCAUCAACCCUGGGAUUCGCCAGCUUCCACCUCCGCUAUAACCUUAAAAAUAUUGUACUUGGUCGAAAAUGUUAGCGCGACCGAAAAUUUGGAAGAAAAUGGGGAAGGAAUGAUGGAAGAUCCCCAAAAUUCGGCAACGUUGCUACCCGUCAUCAGACCCUACCUCUGCUUGAUUCUACCCUUCGCCACCUGCGAAUUUGGUAUACCCAACUCUAUACUAUUGCUCAAAUUGAUUUUGGAUCAGCCAACCAAGAUGGGUAAAAAUGAUGGGAUAGAUGUAGCUUUGGUUAAACAUCUGACUUACCCUAGUCAGGCUCUGUAUAAAGACAUAACCCUGAUUAAAGGAAACGUAUGGCUAUCGGUGCUAGAUGAGACUGGUAACGCUUCCAUACUUUAUAGACGAUUAAACGAUUCUUCGAUGAUCGAAAAUGAUUGGCUUAAGGUAUGUACCCCAAGCCUAUUACGCCCACACGAAAAUGUGUCAUUUAACGGUUAUUCUUACUCGGAUAUCGCGGACGUGGUAUUUUCGCCUUACGCGUUUCGCUCGCAAGAUAUCCUAAACGCUUUCAAGAUCGUUACCAAAGGUAAAAUUCAUAUAACCGAAACUCAUCGUCGCCAGAAGAGGUCAGAACUAAAAUCGAUUUUGAUCGCCACGCUUAAAACGCUGAUUCCCUCGUUGAUCAGCGAUACCCAAGUUUACGAUUUGGAUUUAGUGCUGCAGGAUGUCCUUAGAGAAAUUUAUAAAGAAUGCUUGCUCUGUGACAAGCGUUCUUCAAUUCCGAUUGGUUUCUGCCGACAAAACUUUACGCUAAAUUCUCGAUCGAAUCAUUCCGGAAGCGCGCGUUUCUCUCCUCUCACUAUCCUUUGCUCCGGUACUCGACUCCCGUUUAACGACGCGGAAUCGUUGCCGGAUUAUUCGGCGGAUAAUUUGCUCGAUACAAAUGAUUACGAUUGUCUCCCCUAUGCCUCCUCUAUAUAUCCUACGGAUCAUAUGGAAGAAGAUGAAGUUAACUCCUUCCGAAUACUCAUGGAAAAGCUAUUGCAGCAUGUUGAUAACACGGAAUCUUCGCUAGAUGAUGUUAUUUUGCAAAACUAUUUUCCCCUAUUGUAUCCCAACACCAAUAAGGAUAAUCCCUUCCAAAAAAUUAAAGAUUGCAGGAAUGUGAUUGGUGGAUAUGUCGAUCGCCUAUUUGCUAAUCCUAUAAACUUGUUAAAGGUGAAGGACGCCUUCGAAAGUUUAUUCCCUUGUUACCGCGAGCUCGGGGAGAUUAUCCGCAAACUUUCCGCGUUAUCGUCGAAAACAUUUUUGGAGGAAGAUUUUUGCGAUUUCCCGUUGACGGACGGCGACAGCGCGAUGGCCGAUGACGAGAAUAUGUGUUACGACGCUCUCAACGGGGAUCUAUCUUGCAAAUACCUUCUUAGCGUCGUUUUAUUUAGAAUAAAAUUUCAAUUCCUGCCGGCCCUCGUCCUUUCCACCCUUUUGCAGGAAAUGUUCAAACAUUUCCAUUCGUUCCUCCACCUGUUUGAUGUCGAUCAAACGCGAGAUUUCGAGUUUACCGAAAUCUCUAAAGUCUCUGACAGCGAUACCCUGAGAAAUGAGUUAGAAGAUGCCACCUGCGCCAUCAGCGUUACGCUCUCCCGCCUCUUUUACUUGACCUGGUUCUCGGGCGUCGUUAUGGUGUCCUCCGACACGAGGAAUUCAAAGAACCUCGCGAAGCAACAAUUAGAAUUACUGAAAAUCGACUCCAUAUGUUCCAUCUCUGACCACGAAGAUUCUGCUUCGCCGAACGAAACCGUUCUUUUCGAUUUGAAUAAAACACUAAAACAACAAAUUCUGGCCCAUUCGAAUAUCGACAUCGAAAAUUCGCAAGAGGACCACGAGGCCGACCAUAUCCAGAUUCUACAAAAUCGAAUCCUCAGAUAUAUAUGGCCCUGUGACACCUCCAAAUUCACGUCACCGACGACGAGCUCUCAUGCUCGUCAUUUGGAAUCGAACGUUUACGACAUCGUGUUUUACCUUUUCGCGAAGUGCCAAUUUAAAACUCUGAUAACGUACAUCGAACUCGUGAAACCGUUCCUAAAUUCCCGCCAAGAUGCUCAUUUUUUUAACGGCCAAGUCAGUGUAAUCAAGGAAGCCUCCCUUAACGAUACUCAUAAAAUUGGGAACUUCCUCGACUUUUUCCAGGCUCUAGGCUUACUUAACAAGUAUAGCGUAUCACAAACACCUCCCGACUCGGGACGUUUCGAAGAUUUGGAGUUAGCCAGAAAGAUAUUUCUUCGAAUCUCCUACGAUAUUCCCGGAAACGAUCCUUUUUUCCGGAAUUUAGGUAUUUUCGAUCCCAUUCCUACUAUUCCUACGACGCGCAAUCCGGAUGAGGUUCGGGAGGAAGGCGGAAUCGGAAAAAUAUUGAAUAUCGUAUAUCGGCUACGCUACUUUUUUAAACUGAUAGGCGUUUAUGACAUUCUAAAACUCUCGAAGGAAAUUAUGAGACUCCUACAGCAUAUGAUCGUGCAAUUAGACGCCUGCAAUGACAUUCUAGCUAAAAUCUCCCCAAAUCACACAGACAGAGAUGGUUUAAUUGAAUACCUAAAUCAAGUCAGUCACAAAUUAUGGUCCACUAAAUUCAAGUAUUCUAUGGAAGAGAAAGAUUUCAACUCGGCUUUCGCUGCUAUCCAAAGGCACACGGAUUACCCUACAGUAGAUUGUCUUCGAGUCUUCCUCAACACCCUGUACGCCAAAAAUGUUUUGGAAGUUAUCGCGAGGAUAGAGUACGACGACUUGUACCAAGAAGCGACGGAUAUCCUGAAGCUCUGCGUCGAUAAUCGCCAAUACUCCAUCGACAGUUACUCGAAUGGUUCUUCUACGAUGAGUAUCCAGGAAAUCGAAGAAGUCAUUAAUGAGAGCGGUCAUAAUUUUUUGUACGCCUUUUACGUGGAUCAUGGUGAUCUAACAUCUGCUUUAUCGAUAAUGAUGGAGUUGGCUCUAAAGUGCGGAAAUCUCGUUAAAAAUGUCAUCAACACGUCUUCCAGCUUUGAUGACUAUUACCCGGUUUUUAUUAGCGUCGCUCAGGUCAUGGCCAGAGCUUUAUUGACAGUCGUGAACGGCGUGAACAUAGAUCCUCGCAUAAAAUUUGUGCCUGUAGUGAUACAAAAAAACGAAAAGAUUCGUGACGACAAAUUGGUGGAACUAAUGGAUUCUAAUCUGAGAGAGACGGAGGAUGCGAUAGAUGAAAAGGCCGUAUCUUCCGCGACUAAACCCCUGGAUUACCGCGACAUCAUGACGUUCUACUUGUUAGUCAGCUCGCUCUUAAAAUUGGAGAUCGUCAAUCCUAAGCGCAACAAUGCCUCGCAAACUAUCGAGCUAUUCACGGAUCACAUUAUCGGUUUCCCACCGAUAAAUGGGGCGACAUCGGUGACCGUUACGAUAAACGGAGUUUGCGAUUCUCUUUGCGUCUCCGGCUCAUUCAAGGACGCCUUCGCCUUGAUAUCCAACCUGAUCCAGACCAAACCGUCCCCCAACGAAAUCAUUUACACACUGUUGGAAACGUUCUUCGAAAAUUUGGCUAAAGUGUGCAGCAUUUUAGAAAUCAACGAAGGAUCCCUUGUUAAAGUCAGAAAUUUAUUGGGUCGGAAUUAUCAAUGGAAUUGGUUAACGGAUUCCACGGCGGAAGAGUCGCGUUCUUUGAUGCCCACCAAAAAUUACGACCAAAAGGCGUGGAAUAUAGCUAGACGGCAUUUAGAAACUUUUUAUGACUCCGAUGCUACAUCCACCUUUUUCAAAGUUGCCAGGAAAAGCUUUGGUAGAGCGGUAGUGUCCAUGAACGUACCCUUACCAAUAUGGUUGAUUCAAAGUUACAAAUUAACCCCCGAAUCGUUGCCAGAAUUGUUAAGGCAUUUCUUGAUAUAUCAGAAGUUCGACGAAUCUUAUCAGACAGCUUUAUUGAUGUUAGACUCAAAAUUAGGAGUACUGAAUGAACCAAAGACUGACAGCAAGAAGGUGGAUUCGUUAUGCCCAGCAUACAUCUCUUUGCAACCCAUCCAAUUCCUGCUUCACUUGCUGAAGACUCGUCUCGAUAAUGUCAUCAAUGACAACGAUUUGUCCCGGCUGGACACCUACGAUUAUUACGAAAAUCUCCACUCUACAUUAGAAACCAAAUUAAUGGAAUACGUCAAUAAGAGCGAAAUACUGGCGAGAAACCGGAUUUAAAGAUGUGAAAAAUGUCGCCAUUUUAUUAAAAAAAAUUUUUUUUAUUUAUUCGCAUUUUUUAUAUUCAUAAACAAUUUUCGUGUAAAUAAAAUAUGUUAGAUUAUAUCGAUUUAUUAUAUUGAAUUAUAUUACAUCCCUAUCAAAAAAA